AGUUCACAAGUCGAAUUAGUUAAUAACUUAUACCAAAGAGUUUUCGUAAAUUAAGAGAAACCUUAAAAAUAGUACUUAUUUUAGGAAUAGUGAACGCCUAAACUGGUUUUAAAAUAAAUUAAAAAGCCAAAAAUGUUGUUCAAUUUGUGUAAAAAUUCAGUGGGCAUUUGUCGUACUCAAUAUCGCCCACAAGUAUUGGCGGCAGCAAGUGUGACCCUAUUGACUUUUUGUCAUGGCAUUUGCCUUGGCUGGUUUGCGCCCAUGCUAGCGAAGCUCCAAUCGCCGAAUGGAAGUCCACUUGACUUUAAUGCCUCCGUGGAGGAGGGCUCUUGGUUGGGCGCACUUAUUUGUCUCGGCGCUAUUGUCGGCAGCGCAGUUUUCGGUCAACUUCUGGAUAUUAUCGGCCGUAAAGGUUGUAUUUACGGCCUUGCCAUACCGCAUAUUUGCUUUUGGUUACUCACUUACUUCGCGCAAUCCAUUGAAUAUCUCUACGCUGCACGCUUCUGCGCUGGCAUGACUGGUGGUGGUACUUAUGUGGUUAUACCGAUUUUCAUUGGAGAAAUCGUUGAUCCGAUUAUUCGCGGGCGUCUCACCUCGUUGUUUACGCUCGCUCUUAACACGGGCAUGUUGAUUGGCAACAUACUGUCCUCACACGUGCCGUAUCACUUAAUACCGAUGGUGGUGAUAUCGUUGCCACUUCUCUAUUUACUGCUUGAAACAUUCUUCCCCGAAAGCCCAACAUAUCUGCUCCACAAGGAGCAGGAAGAGAACGCGGAAAAGUCUUUUAAAUUCUAUUACAAUUACAAAGCGUUGAAUAAGCAGGAUGUGGCGCAAUUGAAUGUGAAAUUUUCGGACUUGAGAAACUCGGUAAUGGAACAAAAGACGCAAACAGAGGUUGUGACAUGGCGUGAUUUCUUCACCAAACAAGCCAUACGCGCCUUUGGCCUGGGCAUAAUUCUGAUGUUAAUGAAUGUUUUCACUGGCAGUUUCGCAUUACUAAAUUAUAUGUCGAGCAUUUUUGUUGUCAUUCAAACAGACAUAGACCCGAAUACGAACACCAUCAUUAUUGGGGUCGUGCAAAUUAUUGGCACAGUUGCAGCCAUCAAUUUAGUCGAUCGUUACGGUCGCAAAUUUUUGCUAAUAAUUUCGAACGCCUCUAUGGGCAUCUGCUUGGCUGCCUUUGGCAUGUAUGCCUUCUUUGCCGAAGAAACUAGUGUGGAUCUAUCGGCCUAUCGUUCUUGGCUACCACUUCUGAUUAUGACUUUUAUUAUAUUCGCUUGUAAUAUAGGAAUAAUACCCGUUACUUUCGUUGUGCUGGUGGAGAUUUUGCCCGCGAAGAUACGUUCAAAAGCUAUGUCCAUUUGCUUGUCAUUCCUGAGCGUCUGCACCUUUACGUUGCUGAAGGUAUUUCCCUCGUUCAUGCACGCGUUCGGACUAUCAGCGACAAUGUGGGCCUGUGCGACGUUUGCUGCGCUGGCGCUAUUCUUCAUUUCAAUAUUCCUGCCGGAGACUAAGGGGAAAUCCAUGAAUAACGACAAUUUUAAAUAAGAAUCUCUACAUUUUACGUUUUUAUAACAAAAAUAGCUACAGCUACAGCUACAGUAUUGCAAAAGCCAGCGUAAAGAUCCAGUAACUACUUUUAUGUAUGCAUUGUUGGA
Molecule: messenger RNA, 1658 nt
Organism: Anastrepha obliqua
Lineage: Eukaryota; Metazoa; Arthropoda; Insecta; Diptera; Tephritidae
Product: facilitated trehalose transporter Tret1-like
Exons: 6
Coding region: 133-1548 (471 amino acids)
Biological process (GO): carbohydrate transport; transmembrane transport
Cellular component (GO): membrane
Molecular function (GO): sugar transmembrane transporter activity
Source: RefSeq, a predicted model, not a curated record